Molecule: messenger RNA, 518 nt
Organism: Cucumis melo (muskmelon)
Lineage: Eukaryota; Viridiplantae; Streptophyta; Magnoliopsida; Cucurbitales; Cucurbitaceae
Exons: 5
Coding region: 1-303 (100 amino acids)
Cellular component (GO): chloroplast
Source: RefSeq, a predicted model, not a curated record
AUGUACAGAUUGCUAUUAGUUGAUCCAAACACAGAAGUUUCAAUGUAUGAAUCAGAUGACAUAAUCAAGUAUCUGGAACCAGAAACUUAUAGCUUGCCCAUUUGUUGCUUAUGUUAUUUGCAGGGUUCUAUCUAUAAGCCAUCAAAGCUUCCACCUGCUCCACUAGAAAUAUGGGCAUAUGAGGGUUCUCCUUUUUGCAAACUUGUUCGUGAAGUGCUUGUAGAGUUGGAGUUACCACAUUUAGGAGUUAUCACUAAACAAAUGACUGCAAUAGAAGAAAUGGUUGCAAGUGAGUACAAUUAGCCAGACCCUCAUCUUUGUGACAAGAUCUUGAAGUUGGUCAUUUGUGAAGCGUUCUACUUUGCUAUUAGUUGCAGUUUUAGUUAUUGCUCUCUCAAUAUAUUCUUUUUCUUUCUUUCUUUCUUUUUUUCCAAAGGAUGAUCAGUGUAAUAAUUAAGCUUCAUAAUUUCUGUGUUUGGAUCCAAGUUGUAUAUAAAUGUCACAUUAUUAAGAUUUCA